This is a messenger RNA of Helobdella robusta, 1179 nucleotides long. RefSeq lists its product as hypothetical. Lineage: Eukaryota; Metazoa; Annelida; Clitellata; Rhynchobdellida; Glossiphoniidae. The record is from RefSeq and is a predicted model, not a curated record. The transcript has 4 exons. The coding region runs from base 1 to 1179 and encodes 392 amino acids.
AUGGCACCAACGUUACAACAGUGCCCCGUCUGCUUUAACCACUAUAGAAGCACUCCAGACGGGAAGUUAUGUCGACACGGAGGUAAAGUGAAAGGACAGGAAUGCUCGGGGUCCCGGAAAAAAGUUGAUCCAUCGGGCGCAAGGGCUGCUUCGCCUCUCGGUGCCGCACCCGACCCCAAGCCCGGGUUGCCCACACGGUCGUCGGCCGCAUCGGACUCCGGUGAUCCUCUCGAUUACUGGAUUACUCCGCCAUGCAGAGAGAAGUUCGCACAUGAUCUGAACGCCUUGCUGACGGCUGUUUGUAAUGACCCUGGUGACCCGGCUCACUGGGUUAGACUCCACUGUUUUGUCCCAUACGUCUUACAGAAGACUUCCAGAGAGGGUCGCCGGGUCAACCAGGGCAAUCUGGUCAACAAGCGUCUAAGCGAAUAUUCAACUAUUGGUCUUGAAACCCUGGUACUGUGCUUUGAUGGGGAAACCUGUCCUCGGCUGUCAGACUUGAGCUCGCCGGCCACCUUCGAUAAAUUAUGUUCCAUCCACCCAAAAAUUCCGGUGGACAGGCGGGUCUUUCCCGCAUUGACACCAACGGCUGGUUGCGUUUCUCCCGCCGAGGUGCUGAGGGCCGUUAAAUCGUUCAAAAACGGUUCUUCUGGAGGCCUGGAUGGCCUACGACCCCAGCACCUUAAGGAUGUUUUUUCAGGCCUCUUGCCAAUCGACGACACACUGAACUCCUUAACCCAAUUCAUUAAUUUGAUCCUAUCUGGAGCUUGCCGACUCUCCGUCCGCCGGCGCCCGGACGGAUGCACACUAAUACCUUGGAGAGCCGGCAGAUGUUUGGCGUGGAAUGUUACGGUCCCUGGAACCCUCGCCGAACGAUACGUAAACCUGACAAGUAAAGAAUGCGGUUUGGCCGCGGCCAGGGCAGCGGACGAGAAAAUGAAAAAAUAUGGGAACGGCCUCCCCUCGAUAGAAUUCUUGCCAAUAUGUAUCGAGGUUCUUGGCCCGAUGGACCCCAACACCCUUAAAUUUCUUAAGGCAAUAUGUAAAAUGAUCAGCGUCAGAUCAAGCGACAGCAGGGAACAGUUUUUCGCAACUAACCACAUUUCGUGCUUGUUGCAGCGGUUCCUGCGUGUCUGUGUGCUUGAAAAUAUCCAACUGAAUGCCGACAUGUGCAAUUAA